GGUGUAUUUGUGAUUGGAUGUUCAAGCAGAGUAGAUCUCAUAGACAGUGCGUUGUUACGUCCAGGAAGGUUCGAUCAUGUUUUGGAAUGCCGUGUGCCAAAUGAGAAGGAUCGGGCUGAUAUCCUCAAGGUGCACCUGCGAUCUGUGAACCAUGAUCCAACUGUGCUCUGUGAUGAAUGGGCUGCACGCACUGAUGGAUGGACUGGAGCAGACCUGAAAGCGUUAAUUACGAACGCUCAGUUCGACGCCAUGAGAAAUACCUCCGUUGAUCAGCAGCAAGGAGAUGUAGCUAUAAGGAAUGUCAACAUCGAGAGAGCUUUCAACGACUUUUCGCCUGUACGACGGGUGGACCAAAACAGAUCUGGUGUCGGGAAGAAAGCUUCGCUACGAUCAGCAGCGUGGAGAUGUAGCUAUAAGGAAUGUCAACAUCGAGAGAGCUUUCAACGACUUUUCGCCUGUACGACGGGUGGACCAAAGUAG
Ostertagia ostertagi is the source of this 480-nucleotide messenger RNA. Lineage: Eukaryota; Metazoa; Nematoda; Chromadorea; Rhabditida; Trichostrongylidae. The record is from the annotation of a GenBank genome assembly.